AUGGUCCAGAUCACACCUCUUGUCCUGGCCGGAAUGGCUAUUUUCGGCUCAGCUUUUGCCCGCCCCAGUCACGACAUUAAGGCCGAAGCCGCUGAGCGAGCUGCGUUCAUGAAGCGCACUCCAGUGGAAAAGCGAAGCCUGGGACACUGCGCCGACACCCUCAAGGCCCGCCCUUCUCUUAAAUGGCGCUCGUUCGAGUCUGCGCUCAAUACUUCCCAUCACUCUAACAUGGAGGGAAUAACCCAAUACCACAACCCCGAGGAUCUGUUCAAGGCCGAAUCCACCUGCGUCCUGGCUGACGACAUUACUGAAGGCCCUUACUCUAGCACCAACGGCAACGACAGCGACGCCAACCUGGACACCACCUCCCUGCGUGGUAUCCAUAAGUCGGACGAGAACGGCGUGGUGACUUUUGAAUCCAUCUUCCCCGGUCACUAUACCGGCCGUGCCACUCAUAUUCACGAUAACACCCAAGAGCUAACCACCAACGCGAAGGAUGACAUCCUCGAGGGCGAGGCCGAAGACAUCGAUCUCUUUAUGGAGUAUGUCCUUCUCGGGGACGACGUCAGCGAUGGUAUCUUCGCCUGGAUCUCCGUGGCCAUCGAUCCGACCUCCGACAGGGAGUUGAGCCCCGCUGCGUACUUCACUCACGAUGGAGGUGUCGAGAAUGAGAACAGUGAUAUGGGCGGUGGCCCUGGUGGCGCUAGCCAUUCGGGUCCUCCCUCUGCCAGCGCUGCGCCCAGUUCUUAG
Molecule: messenger RNA, 750 nt
Organism: Aspergillus affinis
Lineage: Eukaryota; Fungi; Ascomycota; Eurotiomycetes; Eurotiales; Aspergillaceae
Exons: 4
Coding region: 1-750 (249 amino acids)
Molecular function (GO): oxidoreductase activity, acting on single donors with incorporation of molecular oxygen, incorporation of two atoms of oxygen; iron ion binding
Source: RefSeq, a predicted model, not a curated record